This is a messenger RNA of Colletotrichum karsti, 825 nucleotides long. RefSeq lists its product as uncharacterized. The transcript is spliced from 3 exons. The coding region runs from base 1 to 825 and encodes 274 amino acids. The record is from RefSeq and is a predicted model, not a curated record. NCBI's taxonomy places the organism in Eukaryota, Fungi, Ascomycota, Sordariomycetes, Glomerellales, Glomerellaceae.
AUGGCUUCCAUCUACGAAAACGCCUUUCUUAAUAUCUGCGCAGAAUACUCCCCAGGAGUGCAUACCGGUAUCUUCUCCGAGCCAACGGAGCCCGAUCACCUCCUCGGGACCUUCGAUGGCACAUCGGUCUACAUUCGCCUGAACCCCCAUGGAUGGAAGUCCUAUGAGCUUAACCCCCUCCAGGAUCGCGGCUGGACCUUUCAAGAGCAGCAUUCGGCAAUGGAGUUCCAUAACGAUGAACAGGACCCGGUCGAGAAGUGGCAUCGCGUGGUCAGUGAUUACGCCAUGCGCAAGCUGACAUAUGAUUCUGACAAGCUGCCCGCGAUAUCUGGGAUCGCGAAGAGAUGCCUGGCUUUUCGGGACAGCGAUGAUGAAUAUCUGGCGGGGUUAUGGCGGAAGAGCCUGCUCGCAGACCUCACCUGGUGCUACCAUGACGAGUUCUACAACAAACAAGGAUAUGCCGAUAUUCCAUACGUUUACUGCGCCCCUUCGUGGUCCUGGGCUUCUGUUGUGGCGACGGUGACGCCAUGCUUCACGUGGUCCUUGGGUUCGACAACCAGGUCUGGAGAACCGUAUCGGCCUCUCUGCGAUAUUCACGAUGCAAAAUGCACGCUCAAGGGGUUGGAUCCAAUGGGCGAGGUAUCUGACGGAUCCAUUGACAUCUCUGGGCCAAUACUGCGAGCAACCAUCACUUCGAAUGAUGCGGAGUCUUACGAUUUCACCGUCAAUGACAUGGAAGAUGGGCUAUACAAGGAAUUAUUUGCGCCGGACUGCUUUGAAGACAAAGAGCCUCCUGGCGUUGAUGCGCUGCGAAGAAUGGACUGA